This is a messenger RNA of Bipolaris maydis ATCC 48331, 594 nucleotides long. RefSeq lists its product as uncharacterized. NCBI's taxonomy places the organism in Eukaryota, Fungi, Ascomycota, Dothideomycetes, Pleosporales, Pleosporaceae. The record is from RefSeq and is a predicted model, not a curated record.
UAGCCUCCAUUGACCCUUGAUUUUUUUCGUCAAUUACAGCACGAAAUGAACGCCUACGCCUCACAAUACCCGCCGGCUAUUCCUAUUGAUCCUUCAUACAAGGAGUUUUUCCAGGCCUUUUACGCCACAUCGGACACUCCAGAGGCGCACGAAGACUACGUCAAAUACUUCACAAAAGAUGCAACACUAGUCAUGGCUUCCAAAAUAGCAGUGGGCCGAGAUGAGAUCCUAGCCUUGCGCAAAGCCAUGUGGGAAACGGUCUCCAGCAGGGCGCACGCACCGCUGAAGAUAUUUCCGUUUGGUCCAGACGCUAACGAAGUCAUGUUGUAUGGAACGGUAAAAUACGGCCUUAAGGUAGGGGGAGAGUCAAGUAAAGACUGGGCUGCAAGGGCGCACCUCGUCAAGGAAGGAGACGGCAAAGUGAUGAUGAGCUUCUAUCAAGUGUAUCUGGAUACAGCGGCAUAGAUCAAGUAGAGUGUUGAUCUUAGGUAAAUCAAUGCACCGGCUCUUGGAGCUAUUGACGUAUUUGGUAACAUUCGCUGUACACACGGAGCUUGUCAGCAUCGUAUCCGAUGCUACUGUUACCUAAGUACC